UUAACUCCUAAUCCGCUCCCCCUCGAACGAGAGCGGGGCGCGUCUUCGCAAAAGGGUAGUUUGGUAAUUUUAACGUCGAUGGGGAAGCUGCAAAUAGUGAAACCAGAGUUCUAAACCCUCAAAGCUCCAGUGCAGUGCGUUGCGGGAGAGAGAGAUAUGGAAGAAGAUGCGCAGGAUAUGGAAACCACGAUAUCUUGCGCCAUGCGCGCACGCAUCAAAGAUUUCAAGGACCAGGCCGAUUCAUUGACUCUUGAAGGGAUUAGAAGGUCAUUAGAAAAGGACAUGGGAUUGAAGACAUUUGCAUUGGAUGCCCAUAAGAAAUUCAUCAAGCAAUGCUUGCAUGAGUGCUUCAGUGAACUUGAUGAUGAGAAUGUCUUGAAGAGCAUGGGGAAGAAUUCAGAGCAAGUCAUUCAUUCAGAAAAAGAAGAAACAACAAAUCCAGACAAAGAGCUUUGCCCACAUUCAGAAGCCACAGAACCUGGCUCUGAAGAUGAAGAGAAGAAGGAAGGAUCCCCAGUUCCGUCGGGGAGUGAAAUGACUGAACAUGAAACAGAGGAAACUGAAGGGGACAAAUCUGGAAAAAUUCUAAGUGAAGACAUAAUUAAGAAGGCUAUUAAUAAGAGAGCUUCUUAUUUUAGAGAUAAUUCUGAGACAAUUACUUUGUCAGGAGCUCGUCGACUGUUGGAGGAAGAUCUCAAGCUUGAGAAAAAUGCUCUUGAUGCCUAUAAAAGUUUCAUAAGCAAGCAGCUUGAUGAGGUACUGCAAUCUCCCGAGGUUGUUGAAUCUACUAAUGGGUUUAAGAAAAAAGUUCCAAAGAGAGCCUCUGAUAGCAAAAUUAGAGGUGGAAGUAGCAAGGGCUCUAGAAAAGUCAGUAGAGGAGACGGCAGUUCAGAUUCCUCACAUUCUAAUGUAAGUUCCAGUGGUGAGGAGGAUGUUGAGAAACAGCAGGUCAGACCAAAAAAGCAUGCUGUGAAAAAAGUAGCAGCAAGGAAACCUGAAGGACAGAAAAAGCGCAAAAGGUCUACAGAAGAAAGAAAGCCAUCUACCAAUGAGAAGAACAAGCCAGUGAAGUUGGCAUCAGAGAAAGGCAGCGAUACUGAUGAAGGUGGAAAUUCCUCUGAAGAUGGUAAAUCUCAAUCAUCUGCUGAAGAGCCUGUCAAGAAGAAGAGAGAAACUUCCACUCAGGUUUAUGGAAAACGUGUAGAACACCUAAAGUCAAUAAUCAAAGCCUGCGGAAUGAGUAUCCCCCCAUCAGUUUACAAGAGGGCCAAGCAGGCUCCUGAGAAUAAACGUGAGGCACAUUUGAUAAAGGAGUUGGAGGAGAUUCUUGGGAAGGAGGGGUUGUCUUCAAAUCCUUCCGAAAAAGAAAUCAAAGAGGUCAAGAAGCUGAAGGAAAGAGCAAAAGAGCUAGAGGGCAUUGACAUGAGUAACAUUGUCUCAAGUUCUCGUCGAAGGUCCUCAUCCAAUUUCAUUAUUCCUCCUCCCCCAAAGCCCAAGUUGGCAGUUGAAAAAAAUGAUGGUGGUGGUGGUGGUGGUGAUGAUGAUGAUGAUGAGGAAGAUACUGAUGAUGAAGAGAGUGAAAGCGAAGGCGCUAGUGAAGAUGCUGAAGAUGAAAGCGACUGAGUCACACACUACUGGAGUCGACAAGGCAGCAGGACCACUACUUUGACCAGCCCUCCAUCUUAACCGUCGAUCUGUGGAGGUACUGUCUUAUUUGGUAAGAAGUAACUAGUAGGCCAAGAAGUAACUAUUUGACCGGCUGAUCUGGAGUAUGUACAGAAAGCACACACCAAGGUGCAAUUCAUGUUAUAACAACUCCCAAAUGUUUAAUCUUUCUAAGCUGAAUGUUACUCAAAUGACAGUGGUCGCUUAGAUUAGUAUACAUUUUAGGUGAUAUGACUUGAUUAUCAAAAUGUAAAAGAUCAUGUUAGGGUUGUUUUUGUAUGGCCAUUUAUGUAUGGAAUAUGUGGGUGUGCAGGCAUUCCAUGCAGUGUUUUAGGA
Magnolia sinica is the source of this 2001-nucleotide messenger RNA. RefSeq lists its product as uncharacterized. The transcript is spliced from 9 exons. The record is from RefSeq and is a predicted model, not a curated record. NCBI's taxonomy places the organism in Eukaryota, Viridiplantae, Streptophyta, Magnoliopsida, Magnoliales, Magnoliaceae. Bases 157 to 1623 code for a protein of 488 amino acids. Gene Ontology annotation, cellular component: nucleus.